Molecule: messenger RNA, 1667 nt
Organism: Lytechinus variegatus (green sea urchin)
Lineage: Eukaryota; Metazoa; Echinodermata; Echinoidea; Temnopleuroida; Toxopneustidae
Exons: 4
Coding region: 102-740 (212 amino acids)
Biological process (GO): protein ubiquitination; signal transduction
Cellular component (GO): BRCA1-BARD1 complex
Molecular function (GO): protein binding
Source: RefSeq, a predicted model, not a curated record
CCAGUGUACCUCAUAAACCUAUGUAAACAACGUAUUUGUGUAACCGUGCUGAAGUUUAAACUUAGGAUAACAAGUCAAUAGGGCCAACUUAAUCAAGCGUCAUGACGGAGACCUUAACGGAGGAAAAACUCAAUCAGCUAGCAGAGGCUGUGGCUAAUAAUGAAAAUUUAUUAACGCUCGGGUUGAAUCUGGGAUUCAAGGAGUCCAAGGUCAAGAUAUACAUCAGUACAAAUAAACGAAAUGACAGUUUCGAAGGAACCAGCUCCAUGCUCUUUGCUUGGAAAAAGAAGACACGGAGAGCGAAGCAAAUACCUGAUCUAAUAAAAGCACUGGUAGACGCUGAAUUGGCAGAAUUAGUUGAUGAUUUCUUUCCAUCUGAUGAGGAUGGUUCAACCCCUCCUGGUAAUGUCAAAGAAAAUGGAACGAUGAAUAAAAAUGGUAAUCCAGACUCUGCUGAGGAACUGGAGGAUAUUGAUGACAUCUUGGUCAAGAUUGCCAAAAAAGUCCAACAAAACUCAGAAAUCGACACACUGGGAUCCAAGCUUGGAAUUUCCCCUGAAGAUGUUCAAAGAUACAUAGCAACCAAUAACAAAACACAACACAUUACGUGGGAUGGAACUCUGCAGAUGCUACGGGAUUGGUUUAAAAACCAAAAAAAAUCUGGUCGAGAGAGAGACGCUUUGAAGGCUGCUCUCGAAAAAGCAGGUCACAUUCGUCUUGCUGAUGAGCUCUUUUCUUAAUCCAAUUAGUAAAAGAGAAAGAUAAUACGAACAAACCCAUUCAUUCGGGAUUAUCUGUUUCUGCCACCACAGUUAUGUUUAUUUUAUCACCAGAUAAACCGGACUUGAACACGUCGAAAUAUACUGUAUAGUUGGUUGAUGGAGAAGUACAAAAAGCUGUAAAAUAUGAUAGUUUUGUUUUACGUAAAAAAAAUUACGGUUAUACCAUUCAUGACUAUUGGGCUUUAAUGUGUCAUGGUUCCUUAGAAAAUAUAACGUUUUAAAAAAACAAAACCCGUCUUAAAUGAUAUUAUGGUUAUCACAAAAUGAAGUUAAAUCUUCAAAUAAAAUCAAAAGAAGUGUAAUGGUGACAAAUGAUUUGAUGAAAUCGAUUGGAAUUAUCGUUAAAUGGUUAAUUUGUCCUGAAUUUCAUUACCUUUUUUUCAGGUCAUACCUAGAACUAUUUCAGCGGAAUAAUGCAAAUCGUUAAAAUGCCAUGAAUUUAUUAUUCUUUGUCCGACUUUGAUAAAAUUGUCAGUGUUUUGAUUGUCUGAAUUUUCUUAAUCUGUUCAAAUCGUGUUGUUUAUAGCCUGGAGUAUCCGUUUAAUUGUAAUCCUCUUUUGACAUAUACAAUAGGUGACCGAAAUUCAUAUUAUAUCUGUUAUUUAUAGUUUGCAUAUACUCAAUUCGGUCAUUGUUGCGAGUGUCUGUACUUUUCUCUCUCCCUUUCCCUUUCCCUGCAUUUCCUCUUUUUACCCUUGCUCCUUCCCCUUUCUUUUCUCACUCGUUUUCGUGCUUACUCUUGCAAUCCUUGCUCCUCUUUCUUGCUCCUCACCUCCUUGCCUGUCCUACAGAUUUCUCCUUAAAAAAGAGCCUAUAUCAUUCAGAUCCAGUUAUUAUUUAUAUCUAUAUCAUAAUUUACAUGUAUGUAAUGUACUACAGGUACAU